Molecule: messenger RNA, 1718 nt
Organism: Anthonomus grandis grandis
Lineage: Eukaryota; Metazoa; Arthropoda; Insecta; Coleoptera; Curculionidae
Product: meiosis-specific nuclear structural protein 1-like
Exons: 9
Coding region: 166-1584 (472 amino acids)
Biological process (GO): cilium organization
Cellular component (GO): motile cilium
Source: RefSeq, a predicted model, not a curated record
UUGCCAAUAAUUGACUGUUUUCUGAUUUUUACUUUUUUGAAAAUAUUAUUUAAAUAAACAAAUAUUAAAUAUAAUUGUAUUAAUUUAUGUGAUAAAAAUUAUACAUUUUCACAAUUUUUAAAAACUUAAAAAGUAUAAGAAAUCAAUUUAAUUAUCGCGUCUAAAAUGGAGCUUUUUGGUAAUAAGCAAGAAAGUAUCCGAAAAGCUCACCUAAAAAGCUUGGAGGAAGACAAGUUUCUUAGAUGCAAAGUUAACAUGGAAGAGAAAACGAGGUUUGGGAAUCUCAACAGAUUUAUGAAUAAGCAACACAUAGAAUUUGAAGAUCAGCAAGAAAUACAAAAAGGGAAUGAAAAAGCUGCACUCAAUGAGUAUCAGCAUGAGCAAGAGAAUAAUUUAGCUCGAGAAUUGGCAGAAGUUAAAGUAAAUGAUAUUAGGCAGCUUAAAUUACGACAACAGCUUAGAGAAAAUUCCCACGAAUUAAGGGAAUUAGAGAGAAAAUUAAAAGCAGCAUACAUCAAUAAGGAACUAGCAGCCCAAAUAGCUCAAAAAGAAGCUGAGAGAAUAAAUGAAAAGAUUCAAGAAAAAAGGACUCACAACAUAUGGGUGGAAGCUCUAAUGAAGGAAGAAGAGUUAAAAAGAAUGUUGGCAGAAGAAGAUAUAAUAAAAAAAGCACAAUACAAGCAAGAACUUCAAGAGCAAAUAAUAUUAGGCGAAAAAUCAAAAAGAUUUUUAUAUGAAGAAUUUUUGAGAGAAAAGAAAAUGAUUGAUGAUGUCAUCCAAAGGAUACAUGAUGAAGAUGAAAGAGAAAUGCAAGAAAGGAUGUGCAGAAUGCAAAAGACCCGUGAAGAAAUGAUGGAUUUCAAGGCCGCACAAGAUGAGUGGAAACAGAGACGAAAACGAGAAAUCGAAGAUGAAAAUAGAAAGAUUCAAGAAUUUUUGCAAAAGAAAAGUGCAGACUCAUCAGCAAGAUUACAGGAAAAGAAACGAAGGGAAGAAGUCAAAGCUAAAAUUCAAGAAAACCUUGCCAAACAGAUUCAUGAAGAAACGGAAAGAAAAAAAGAGCGGGACGAAAUAUUGCAAGAGCUUAUGCUUGAAGAGCAAAAGGAGGCUGCCGAUCAAAGAUUUAGAGAAGAUGUGGAGAAGCAAGUACGUUUGAAACUGGAAAUAAGGAAAUCUCUAGACGCUCAACUGAGAGAGAAAGAAGAAAAGAUAAAACAAGAAGCUGCUGAAGAUGCUAAAUACAAAGAACAGCUGCUUAAUAAACUAGCAGAGGAUGAAAAAAUAGAACAAAUGUCAGCGCAAAAACGAAGAAUGAAAAUGCUACAACUAAGAAGGGACGUUGAACAGAUGAUGACUGACAGACGGCAAAAGAGAGCUGAAGAAAUGCAGUUGAUGAUUCGAUUACAGGAGCAAGAAGAAAAAGAAAUGGAAGAUAGGAGGAAGAUAAUUGAAGAAGAAAGAAUUGUGCUGCUUAAGGACCAUGUUAAAAAUCUCAUUGGGUACUUACCUAAAGGACUGCUUAAACCUGAAGAUUUGCCAUAUAUUUGCGGUGACUAUUCCCAGUAUGCUGGAAAAUCUACCUAACGAACUACUACUUAUUAAUUUACGACUGGUUUUUAUGCACAAAGCUACAAAGUUGCAUUUUUUAUGUUUUGUAUUAAAAUCGCCUGUGAUGUUACUAUUUUAAAAUUAUUUAUUAAACAUUCUACUAUAUAUCA